This is a messenger RNA of Trichobilharzia szidati, 393 nucleotides long. Lineage: Eukaryota; Metazoa; Platyhelminthes; Trematoda; Strigeidida; Schistosomatidae. The record is from the annotation of a GenBank genome assembly.
AUGCAUGCAUCCUACUAUCAUCAAGCACAUGCAUGUAUCUUUGUAUUUGAUAUCACUCGGAAGAUCACCUACAGGAAUCUUGAUAAAUGGCUACAAGAUUUACGUGAAAAUCGACCAGAUAUCCCCUGUAUAUGUGUUGCUAAUAAGAUAGACGUUGAAGUAGACGUGACAAAGAAGACAUUCAAAUUUCCAAAGAAAAACAAAAUGGCAUUUUAUUUUGUUUCUGCUUCAGAUGGUACGAAUGUUGUAAAAGCAUUUCGAGAUGCUAUACGGGCUGCAGUUGCAUAUAAAGAAACUUCAACAGAUAUUAUGGAUCAAAUUAUGAAUGAGUUAGAGAAGACAGAAGAAGGAGCAUCUGAAGCAUCCGAAGAUAUUUCACUAGAUCAAGAUUGA